Laccaria bicolor S238N-H82 is the source of this 1110-nucleotide messenger RNA. RefSeq lists its product as uncharacterized. The transcript has 2 exons. Bases 1 to 1110 code for a protein of 369 amino acids. NCBI's taxonomy places the organism in Eukaryota, Fungi, Basidiomycota, Agaricomycetes, Agaricales, Hydnangiaceae. The record is from RefSeq and is a predicted model, not a curated record.
AUGGCCUGCAUUGAAGAUUACGCCCCCCGUUGCGAGAAUUCGCCUACUAGUGCGCAGCCACAGAACCUGUCUGGCCUUUGGUACCAAAUGCUCUCGAAAUUUCUUCCCUGGGGUGAUGUGGAAACGUCUUCCCAAAUUCCUCAUCCUACAAUUAUUUCUCCAUCAGAGCCGGAUGGUCUACAAGGUCGAGGCGCAUUUGAUUACAUGAAGGGACUCGAGGAUCAUUGGAUUACACCAUCGCUAUCCACCCAUCUAUGGAUUCUGAGCAAUGUACUGGUUCGGGGAGAUCAACUGAAUCAUGAUCGCCAUAUAUCCCCCUCUGAACUCUCCAAAUGUCUGACAAGAUACAUCGCCGCUAUGUCCUUCAAACAGAUAGCGCGUAGGUUCAACAAUACAGACCUCUCAAGGUGUUAUAUCGAAUGUCUAAAGCAAGUGAAGGAGAUUCCCAUCAUGUCUCAGCCCAGGAAAGACCAAUCAGUUCAUUAUCACCGUUACCAGAUUGAGAUCAACAGUGAUCGACUUUUUCUCAAGGACUUUGUAAUGCUUUCCAACAAAGAUUAUGACUUAAUUCGGACUCAUAUUCCAAACAUACUCAAACUGGCUAACAAUCUGCCUUCAAAAGACAAGGACUUUGAGCUUUACACUGAUGAAACAUCCACAGAGUUUCAUAAUCUAUUGCUUGAGAUUCUCGAUCACUUCAAGAGCACAUUGGAUACCUUGAUGGCCUUUGAUAAAGAUGAGGCGGCCAGGGAUUCUGGUCGCCAUGACAUUUUCAACAAGAAUGUGCACAAUGUCCACGUAUAUGGAUAUGCGCUUUUGAGGUUAUGCAUGGGCCAGUACUUUACACUCCCACUGCUUGUCCAACGGACUCCGACGGACUUUCAUCGGACCCUGCCAUUUCCGAUGGACUCAGUGGACAGUCCGUCGGAAGACCGUCGGAGUCCGUUGGACAUGACUGGAUUCCGCUGCAAGUCCAGGCAAAGUCCAGUGAAAGUCCACUCAAACUACUUAGAAGCAAGAAAUGGUUGGACUGGCCGGAAUUCUGUGUCCGUUGGACGUCCGCUGGACUUCCGUCGGAUUUCCAACAGACAGAGGCAGAAACCAUCAUAA